Messenger RNA from Trichoderma virens Gv29-8, 4959 nucleotides. RefSeq lists its product as uncharacterized. The transcript is spliced from 4 exons. Lineage: Eukaryota; Fungi; Ascomycota; Sordariomycetes; Hypocreales; Hypocreaceae. Gene Ontology annotation, cellular component: cell division site; mating projection tip. The annotation marks the transcript as partial. Gene Ontology annotation, molecular function: actin binding; small GTPase binding. The record is from RefSeq and is a predicted model, not a curated record. Gene Ontology annotation, biological process: barbed-end actin filament capping; mitotic actomyosin contractile ring assembly; actin filament bundle assembly.
AUGUCGUCCGCUGCCGAUAAGUCAAGGCAGUCUUCUGGCGGCAGAUCCCUCUUCUCCAGAGGCAAGCACCGCGCCGACAAGCGCUACACCGACAUCGAUCCCAAGAGCUCGUCAGAUCAGUUCGAAACGGCGUCCAUAAUCUCUUCGCGCUCCUCGCGCCACAAGCGGGAGUCGUCGUCGAUUUCGAUCGACCAACCCAGUUCUCCUGAUGCUGGCAUCAACCAGAUGGCGGGUGUGAUCACGUCCAUCCCCUACGACGUUCCGCCAGGCUCCCGCUCGCCAGUCUCGCUCGAGUUCCUCCCCAAGCCCGACCAGGCACCGCAGCGCCGCGAGCCAGUGCCUCACCAGCUCAACAUCAGCGGCUUCGACUUCCACCAGUAUCCGUCCAUCGAUCCGUCCGCCAUGGCUUCCUCACACCCCCACACGUCUGCGCGACCGGGCACGUCGUCCAACAUGUCCGUCAACAACAUCACCAUGGCCACCACCGGCAAGCAAGCCCAAUACCAGCAAUGGGGCCCCGGGCCUGCCAACCCUCACUAUGGACGGUCCUCGGGCGAGAGCUUCAACAACCCCUACAGCAGCGGCCAGGGCUUCCUGAAUCCGGCAUCCGCCCGCUCCUCACACACCACGCUUGCGCCCUCGCCGCCCUUGAGCUCUCAUCACCAGCCUCACUCGCCCCGCGAGUCUCAUCGGCUGACCAAGAUGAGCGCCUACGGCCCGACCUCCCACGACGGCUUCUACUUCCCCAAGCCCGAUGAUAACUACGUUGUUGAGCAGAUGUUCAUGCAGCUUAUGCAGAAGCGAGGAUGGCACAACCUCCCCGAGCAGGCCAGAAGACAGAUGACGGCCUACCCCGCAGAGAAGAAGUGGACGUUGCUACAUCAGGACCGUCUGACGGAGUGGCAAGGAGAACAGAAGCGAAAGCAGACCGCCAGGGCCAACCAGUAUGCCACACCCGACGUAACCACCUAUUCCGACGAGGAGGGAACCCCCGAGUGGUAUGUCAGGAGGGUCAUGGAGGAUAAGCUAGAUGCGAAGGUAACCUUGCUGCUCAAAAUUAACAGGAAGAAUGCCAAUGGAGGACCGGCUUCAACGGCGGUCUCCACACAGACGGAGAAGAAUCUGGAUCGCGAAUACGACAUUGUCAAGUGUCUCAAGGCCUUGAUGAACAACAAAUUCGGUGCCGACGAUGCCUUGAUGCAAUCAAAGGUCCUGCUGGCCUUGGCCACCUGCCUUAUUUCAUCUCGAUUAACCACGCGCAAACUCGUGAGCGAAAUCCUGACUUUCCUCUGCACCUGGGGCACCCACGGCGAAGGACACUUGAAAGUCAUUCAGGCUCUGGACGAAGUCAAAACACAGUCGGGCGAGAAUGGAAGAUUCGAUGCAUGGAUGCGGUUGGUUGAGGUCACCGUCGAUGGGCGAGGAAAGAUGGGCAGUCUUGUGGGUGCCAGCGAUGAGCUUCGUACGGGAGGCAUCGGAAUGGAGAACCUGCUGAUGGAAUACGCCGUUGCCACGCUGAUAUUGGUCAACAUGAUCAUCGACGCACCGGAAAAGGACCUCCAGAUGAGGGUUCAUAUCAGAGCCCAGUUCCACGCCUGUGGCAUCAAGAGGAUCUUGACCAAGAUGGAGGGGUUUCAGUACGAACUACUAGACAAGCAGAUUGAUCGGUUCCGCACCAACGAGGCCAUUGAUUAUGAGGAUAUGCUCGAGCGUGAGAACAGCAGUGUCAAGGACAAUAUCGAGGGAGAUGCCAAAGACUUGACCGACCCGAUUCAAAUCGCAGAUACGAUCCAACAGCAGCUACACGGAACAAAAACACAUGAUUAUUUCGUUUCUGCGCUUCAGCACCUUAUGCUUAUCCGUGCCAACGACGGCGAGGAGCGCCUGCGCAUGUUUCAGCUUGUUGAUUCAAUGCUCAGCUAUGUGGCCAUGGACCGACGCCUCCCCAACAUGGACCUGAAGCAGAGUCUCAACUUUACUGUUCAGAGUCUGCUGGACAAGCUGCAUACCGAUUCCGAAGCUCGGCAGGCACUCGAUGAGGCGUUGGAAUCCCGCCAGAUUGCGGAGGCCGCCAUGGCAGAGCGAGACGAGAUGAAGGCAAAACUGGAGCUCGGAGCCGAUGGCCUUGUGGCCAAGUUGCAGAGGCAGCUAGACGAACAGGCCCGAUUCAUUGAAGCGCAGAGACGCCAGGCUGAUGGCCUCAAGGGCGAGUUAAAUAACAUCCAAAGCGUCCGUGCCAAGGAAGCGCAGCGUUAUGAGCUUGAGACAAGAGAGCUAUAUCUGAUGCUGCGGGACGCCCAGGACAUCGCGGCAUCCAAUGCUGUUAAGGCUAGCAGUGGCAAGCCCGGCAAGGACAACUCGGCGCAGAUGCAAGGCAUUCUUGACCGUGAGCGCCUUAUGGAGCGUCUGCAGAAGCAGCUUGAGCGACAAAAAACCCAGUAUAAGCUGGAAGGCAGGAUUUGGGGAGACUCGGAUGGUCCCUCCGACCGCCUCCGUGCCCUCAGAGAAGCCAUGGAUGGCGACGGGGAACCAGGAACGCCUCCCGGCGGCGGUACACCUCCUCGUGACUUUACCAACAGUGUGCUCGGAACCAUCCAUCGUGGACGGAGAGCGUCCAAGCGGCCGGCUAAGCUCGAGCAACAUGCUAUUGAUGAAGAUGAUGUCGAGAUGGACGAGGAGGGUGUAGUUAUCGAGCGACCGAGAAUCAUCGAGAUGAGACGACCAGUUGUCGACGCAAAGCAGCAGGCACAGCUUCUCGGCGAGAUCGGUUCCAAGGUCAAGCGAUACGAGGGCAGCGAUUCCGAAGCCGACGAGGGCGCCACUACAGGCCCAUCCCACCCGAGCAUGGAAUCGUCCUCCCCCAUUACUCCGGCAGAAAGCGAGGCCCCCAAGGUCGAGAUCACCGCUGCCAGCGGACCGCCGCCUCCUCCACCUCCGCCUCCUCCCCCCAUGCCCGGUCAACUGCCCGGUGUUCCACCUCCCCCGCCGCCUCCUCCGCCUCCGCCGAUGCCCGGCGCGUUCCCCGCUCCUCCACCUCCUCCACCGCCGCCGCCGCCCAUGCCCGGUAUGGGAAUGCCACCUCCUCCUCCGCCGCCGCCUAUGCCUGGCGUCAAAGGUAUGGCACCGCCUCCACCGCCGCCUCCUGGCAUGCCUGGAGCUAUAUCCGGUCACUUCUUGCCUCAGACACCUGCCUUUACCGCUUCGCCUUCUGUCGGCUUGCCGGUGAUGCGGCCCAAGAAGAAACUCAAGGCUCUUCACUGGGAGAAGGUUGAUACCCCUGAGACCAGUCACUGGGCAGCCCACGCCCCUUCCGCCGAGGAACGAGAAGAGAAAUACAACGAGCUUAGUCGCAGAGGAAUCUUGGACGAAGUCGAAAAGCUUUUCGUCGCCAAAGAAAUCAAGAAGAUUGGUGGAUCUGGCGCGAAGAAGGAUGACAAGAAGCAACUUAUAUCGUCCGACCUUCGGAAAGCAUUCGAAAUCGCUUUUGCCAAAUUCUCUCAGUACUCUGUUGAUAAGAUUGUUCAGAUGAUUAUUCACUGCGACGACAUUAUAAUCACAAAUCAGGGUAUCAUGGAUUUCUUGUCAAAAGAUGACAUGUGCAAUAUCAACGACAACGUUGCCAAGCAAAUGGCCCCCUAUAGUACUGACUUGACAGGGCCAGAUGCCAAGAACCAAACGCGAGAAUCGGACCCCGAAGAGCUCACGCGACAGGAUCAGAUGUAUCUGUAUACGGCAUUUGAGCUUCACCACUACUGGAAGAGUAGAAUGAGGGCACUUGCUCUCACGCAGAGUUUCGAAUCAGAUUACGACGAGAUCAGUGCGAAGAUGCAGGACGUUGUCACUGUCUCUGAGUCAUUGAGAGACUCAGUCGCACUUAUGAAUGUCCUUGGUCUCAUCUUGGAUAUUGGAAACUACAUGAAUGAUGCCAACAAGCAAGCUCGUGGUUUCAAGCUCAGCUCGCUCGCUAGACUGGGUAUGGUCAAGGAUGACAAGAAUGAAUCGACGCUGGCCGAUCUUGUGGAGCGCAUUGUGCGAAACCAGUACCCUGAGUGGGAGAGCUUCGCCGAUGACAUUACCGGCGUCAUGACGGCACAAAAAAUCAACAUUGAACAGCUCCAGGCCGAUGCCAAGAACUACAUUGCCAACGUGAAGAAUGUGCAAAUGUCCCUCGACAAUGGCAAUUUGAGCGACCCCAAGAAAUUCCACCCCCAGGAUCGUGUGGGCCAAGUCGUUCAGAGGGUGAUGAAGGAGGCCAGGAGGAAGGCGGAGCAGAUGCAAGUCUACUUGGAGGAGAUGAUGAAGACUUACAAAGAUAUCAUGCUGUUCUACGGAGAAGAUCCCUCAGACGAAAAUUCUCGGAGGGAUUUCUUCACGAAGCUGGCCAGCUUUUUGCAGGAAUGGAAGAAGUCGCGUGAGAAGAACGUUCAGGUGGAGGAGACGAGGAAGCGUAACGAAGCCUCCAUGAAGCGCAAGCAUGCGCAAACAAAAGCCGCCACUCUCUUGGCAGACAAUGGGCCCGCAUCGUCAUCAAGCACUGGCGCCAUGGACUCACUGCUUGAGAGGCUUCGAGCAGCCGCACCGCAGGCACGGGACCAGAGAGACCGUCGCCGCCGUGCCCGCUUGAAGGAUCGCCACCAGGUCCGUGUGGCCUCUGGGCAGAAAAUAAACGAUCUCGACGAAAUUCCAGACAUCGAGACCAGUCUCUCCAAGUCUGAACCUACAAUUGACGAAGACGGAGAUUCUCAAACGCCCGUUUCACAGCCCCCUCCCUCACGAGAUGGCAACAAAGAGGAUGAUCUGGCCGACCGAGCUGCAGCGCUACUGCAAGAUGUGCGCGGGGGAGAUGGAAACGAUGAGGCCGAUGUCGAGAGGAGAGAGACAAUGAGAAAGGCCAGGAGGCAGACAGCAGAGGAAGAACGGAGAGCAAGGAGAAGACGGAGAGAGAGAGCCUCCAGCACA